UGAGCUAUUUGAGUUUAAAUAAGCUCUUACUGAGUAAAUUCUGCAAGUCCAUAGCUUGGUUGAGGGGCCAAAGUCUCCUGAAGAAAUGCUCGCAAUAUUGAACAGAGUGGUUGAAGAAAGUGCUUCUGUUCUUGUUGCAGCAAGGCUUGAUGCAGAAGAAAGGAGAAACAACAUUCGUUUAAGGGAGGAGCAAGAUGCUGCUUAUAGAGCAGCACUUGAAGCUGAUCAAGCAAGGGAAAACCAGAGGAGGGAAGAGCAAGAACGUCUGGAAAGAGAGGCAGCUGAAGCUGAGAGGAAGCGCUUGGAAGAAGAAGAGGCUCGUGAAAGAGCAGCACGUGAAGCUGCGGAGAAAGAGGCUGCACUAGCUAGGAUGCGGCAGGAGAAAGCCUUGUCGCUUGGUGCCGAACCUGAAAAAGGACCUAGUGUUACACAAGUUGUGGUGAGGUUCCCAACUGGAGAACGGAAGGAAAGGAGGUUCGACAGUAGUGCAAAAAUCCAAACUCUCUAUGAUUAUGUUGAUUCUUUGGGUUGCUUAGAUGUGGAGAAUUACAGUCUGGUUUCUAACUUCCCUCGAGUGGUAUAUGGACCGGAGAAGCUGUUGUUGUCCUUGAAAGAAGCCGGGUUGCAUCCUCAGGCCAGCCUUUUUCUGGAGCUGAGUUCUUAGAGAAGUUUAAUGCAGAGAGUGUCAUUAAAAAUGUUGUAGGGUUACUCCGUUUUGCAUCUCUAUAUACUAGCAACUAUGUCCAUUUUAUUAGAACCAACAAUGAUAUGAUGAGGUAAGAUAGAUGAUGUGAUACCAUUCUCUCUCUCUUUCUCUUCACUUCUCUUGCCUUGUCUUGUCUUGUCUUGGUGGAUGUGUAGUUUGUCUUGAUUGCAUAUUCUUUCAAACAAGGCGGCCAUAAAAUGGAAGCUGGGGUUGAAAUAAUGAUACUACUGACUAUAUGUUAUAUAUAGACUUGAAAAUCUAAA
Molecule: messenger RNA, 969 nt
Organism: Prunus mume (Japanese apricot)
Lineage: Eukaryota; Viridiplantae; Streptophyta; Magnoliopsida; Rosales; Rosaceae
Source: RefSeq, a predicted model, not a curated record